Molecule: messenger RNA, 5214 nt
Organism: Oncorhynchus kisutch (coho salmon)
Lineage: Eukaryota; Metazoa; Chordata; Actinopteri; Salmoniformes; Salmonidae
Gene: slc17a7a
Product: solute carrier family 17 member 7a
Exons: 13
Coding region: 267-1985 (572 amino acids)
Biological process (GO): regulation of synapse structure or activity; neurotransmitter loading into synaptic vesicle; transmembrane transport
Cellular component (GO): synaptic vesicle membrane; excitatory synapse
Molecular function (GO): neurotransmitter transmembrane transporter activity; L-glutamate transmembrane transporter activity
Source: RefSeq, a predicted model, not a curated record
UGUGAAAGAAAAGUAACUUCCGAAUGGGCGCAAUAAUAAAGAUAGGCCUGCCUAUAGGCUAGACUAGGCUACAUCUAAAUGUUGGCUAUUGUAUUUAGAAAUAUACAUUUUAUGACAAGCAAUUUCUGUUGUGUAUAGGAGCGCAAGAAGUGGUAGGGAUGUACUGAUGGAGUGUGUAAGAGAGAGAGAGAGAGAAAGAGAGGGAAUGCGCUUAGAGCUGGAGUGUGCGCGGGAUAGCACACCGGCUGGAUCGGGGAGUCGCGAGGAUGGAGAUCCGACCAGACAGGUUUAAGGCGGUUGCAGCCAAGAAUCUGGGAAAGAUACACAGAAUCCUAGAAAAGCGUCAGCCCAAUGGGGAGACCAUCGAGCUUUCGGCCGAGGGCCGCCCAGAGCUUGUGGAGGAGAAGGAGAUGCCCGUGGUGGACUGCACCUGCUUUGGCCUUCCCCGUCGCUACAUCAUCGCCAUCCUCUCAGGCCUGGGCUUCUGCAUCUCCUUCGGCAUCCGCUGCAACCUGGGCGUGGCCAUCGUCAGCAUGGUCAACGACCACACCGUCUGGAAGGGUAACAAGGAGGUCCUGGUGGCAGCACAGUUCAGCUGGGAUCCAGAGACCGUGGGCAUGAUCCACGGGUCCUUCUUCUGGGGAUACAUCGUCACACAGAUUCCCGGAGGUUUUAUAUGUCAAAAAUAUAAAGCUAACAACGUGUUUGGCUUCGCCAUAGUGGCCACAUCCACUCUCAACAUGCUGAUUCCAUCUGCUGCUCGUACACACUACAGCUGUGUCAUACUAGUCAGGAUAUGCCAAGGCCUCGUCGAGGGGGUAUCUUACCCAGCAUGCCAUGGGAUCUGGGCCAAAUGGGCCCCGCCUCUAGAGAGAAGUCGACUGGCCACAACAGCAUUCUGUGGUUCCUAUGCGGGAGCUGUGGUGGCCAUGCCUCUUGCAGGGGUGUUGGUUCAGUAUGUAGGGUGGCCUUCAGUCUUCUACGUCUAUGGCAGUUUUGGGAUAGCAUGGUAUCUCUUCUGGAUCCUGGUGUCGUAUGAAAGCCCGGCAGCCCACCCCACUAUCACCCCUGAGGAGAGGAAGUACAUUGAGGAAGCCAUCGGAGAGUCAGCAGGUUUUGCCAAUCCUCUACAGAAAUUCAAAACCCCGUGGAGAGCAUUCUUCACGUCCAUGCCGGUGUACGCCAUUAUCGUAGCCAACUUCUGCAGGAGCUGGACUUUCUACCUGCUUCUCAUCAGCCAGCCGGCCUACUUCGAGGAAGUGUUUGGCUUUGAGAUCAGCAAGGUGGGGAUGGUGUCGGCCUUGCCACAUCUGGUGAUGACCAUCAUUGUGCCCAUCGGGGGACAGCUGGCCGACUACCUUCGAACACACAACAUCAUGACCACCACCAACGUCAGGAAGCUCAUGAACUGUGGAGGGUUUGGAAUGGAGGCCACAUUCUUGCUGGUGGUGGGAUACUCUCACACCAAGGUCAUGGCCAUCUCCUUUUUAGUCAUCGCUGUGGGCUUCAGCGGAUUUGCCAUCUCAGGUUUCAACGUGAAUCACUUGGAUAUUGCCCCCCGCUAUGCCAGCAUUUUGAUGGGCAUUUCCAACGGAGUGGGCACCUUGUCGGGAAUGGUGUGCCCUCUUAUAGUGGGCGCCAUGACCAAACACAAGUCGCGUGAAGAUUGGCAGGGUGUCUUCCUCAUCGCUUCAGUUGUUCACUAUGGUGGAGUGAUUUUCUAUGGAAUCUUUGCGUCAGGGGAGAAGCAGCCGUGGGCGGACCAGGAGGACACCAGCGAUGAGAAGUGUGGCAUCAUCGACGAGGACGAACUGGCCAAUGAGACGGAAGAGAUGUACCGCACUGGCGGAGGGGGGCAGUACGGAGCCAUGAGCCAGCCAACAGCGGGCCCCAACGGAGGAGGGGGUGCUGGAGGGGGGGCAGGGUGGGUCCAGGACUGGGAGAAGACGGAGGAAUAUGUUCAACCUCCAGGAUACAACCAGUAACUCUACGGAGGAGAGGGAGAGAGGGAGCUCACAUAAUGCCCUAUUCAGACUUGAGAUAAGUUGACUAAACAAGGCUGACUUAAGUCCAUGUUAAGUAUACUGUCCCUUUCUCAAGUCUGAAGAGAGGGGAGAUAGGGAAGAGAGGGGAGAUAGGGAAGAGAGAGAGGGGAGAUAGGGAAGAGAGAGAGGGGAUAUAGGGAAGGACAGAUGUUUUGGCAAAUGACAUGUAGUGAGGGAAGAUAGAGGGUUAGCAAAUUGUCAUAGGUGUGUUUUUGUAUAUACGUACAUUUACACAUGUGGGACAUUAUAUGAAUUGUAUGCAUUUGAAUAAGUGUGUGUGUGUGUGUGUGUGUGUGUGUGUGUGUGUGUGUGUGUGUGUGUGUGUGUGUGUGUGUGUGUGUGUGUGUGUGUGUGUGUGUGUGUGUGUGUGUGCGUGCGUGCGUGCGCGCGUGUGCGUGUGUGCAUGAACAUUUUGCCUGUUGAACCUGAAACUCUUAUUGGGUCACUGUUGCUCACUCAUCAUUUUAGUUAAUUUACAUGUCAUUUACUUUCAAACAAAUAAUUCUCCAUGAGCUGUCUGUCGGCUUUGUGAGUGUCUCUGGAAAUCAAAUGUAAGUGUCUCAUUUUUGAAAAGCUUGUUGUUUAUAAGCAUGGGUGGUAUGGAUGACUGCGACUCAGCCCAAUGCUUAUUUUCAGUUGCUACUGGCCUAUGUUGCACACAGCAGUCCAAUGUUUCGAGCAUCGGCAAAGUGGGCAUUAUAUCCAUGAGAAAGGGCCAUGAGUUACUCCACUGAAUCCUGUCAGAGAGCAGUUAAAUGGUGCUCCAGAAUUCUGUCAUUAUUGUCAUAUUACCCUCUCAGUAUUUUAGGCAUUUUGUCAAAAUCACUGAAUGCACUUAUAUGUAGAAGUCAAUAUUUACUGUAUGUAGGCUACUGUUCCUUUCUAUAUACGUUUCUAUGUAUUAGACAGUACUCUCCCGAAGUGUGUGUGUGUGUGUGUGUGUGUGUGUGUGUGUGUGUGUGUGUGUGUGUGUGUGUGUGUGUGUGUGUGUGUGUGUGUGUGUGUGUGUGUGUGUGUUUAACUAUACUAACCAGUAAACAAACAAAAAUUUGACCAACUGGGGACAUUUUGUUGAUCCCCAUAAGAUCAAAUGCUGUUUCUAGGGGGUUUAGGGGUAAGGUUAGAGUUAGAGUUUGUGUUAGGGUUAAACUUAGGGUUAGGGUUAAGGUUAGGGAAAAUAGGAUUUUGAAUGGGACUGAACUGUAUGUCCUCAGAAGGAUAGCUGUGUGUGUGUGUGUGUGUGUGUGUGUGUGUGUGUGUGUGUGUGUGUGUGUGUGUGUGUGUGUGUGUGUGUGUGUGUGUGUGUGUGUGUGUGUGUGUGUGUGUGUGUGUGUGUGUUUAACUAUACUAACUAGUAAACAAACAAAAAAUUUGACCAACUGGGGACAUUUUGUUGAUCCCCAUAAGAUCAAAUGCUGUUUCUAGGGGGUUUAGGCGUAAGGUUAGAGUUAGAGUUUGUGUUAGGGUUAAACUUAGGGUUAGGGUUAAGGUUAGGGAAAAUAGGAUUUUGAAUGGGACUGAACUGUAUGUCCUCAGAAGGAUAGCUGCGCAAGUGUGUGUGUGUGUGUGUGUGUGUGUGUGUGUGUGUGUGUGUGUGUGUGUGUGUGCGUGCGUGCGUGCGUGAGUGUGUGUCUGUGUCUGUGUCGGGUGCAGGUGCUGGAACAUUGUGCGGUGAGCAUGCUGUAAUGAUGGUUUCAUGGGUGCAGUGAGUGCACCACACAACGUGUCCAUGUGUCCACGUGUGACAAGAGAAGUAAUGAUGACUUAGGAUGUUACUGUGUGAAACACACACUGCUUUAUUAUUUCAUUUGAUGGAACUUGUCGGCCUGUUAGUGAAUGACUGACUGUUGGGGAAUUGUGUGUUAACCUUUUGUGCAGUGAUGGAAAACAUGUGCGGUUGCCAUUACACCACGGCGUGCAAUGUGUGUCUAGUACUGGUCUUUAGCAAUAUGAAUUGUAUCUUCAGGUGUGUGUGUUCUGUCAUACUAUACAGUGUAUGUUUGCGAGGCUAAGGGGGACUGUAUGCUCUAUGUGUCCUGAACAGAACAUUUGAGCAACCAAUCCUGGACUUGUUACUAUAGUUGUGUUGUUGUUGUUGUUUUUCUGUUGAUUUCUUUUGUCUCUUGGAUUCUUACUUUCCUGUUUCCAUGUUCUCCUCCGUCUUGUUGAAACGUACCUGUGGGGAAACAACAUGUAAAAACACAUAGGGACAUAUACAUACAAAAACACACAACAAAUAUGACAUGUAUGAAAUAUGUAUAUGUGUAAAAUAAAAGGUGUAUAUAAAAUGGUGUCAUCGUUAGUCAUAUAGCAUAUAUACAUGUAUAUAAAAUGGUGUCAUCGUUAUUAGUCAUAUAGCAUAUAUACAUGUAUAUAAAAUGGUGUCAUCGUUAUUAGUCAUAUAGCAUAUAUACAUGUAUAUAAAAUGGUGUCAUCGUUAUUAGUCAUAUAGCAUAUAUACAUGUAUAUAAAAUGGUGUCAUCGUUAUUAGUCAUAUAGCAUAUAUACAUGUAUAUAAAAUGGUGUCAUCGUUAUUAGUCAUAUAGCAUAUAUACAUGUAUAUAAAAUGGUGUCAUCGUUAUUAGUCAUAUAGCAUAUAUACAUGUAUAUAAAAUGGUGUCAUCGUUAUUAGUCAUAUAGCAUAUAUACAUGUAUAUAAAAUGGUGUCAUCGUUAUUAGUCAUAUAGCAUAUAUACAUGUAUAUAAAAUGGUGUCAUCGUUAUUUUUCAUAUAGCAUAUAUACAUGUAUAUAAAAUGGUCUCAUCGUUAUUACACCCCUGUGGUCAUUACUGUUUACAAUCGAUCCAUAGUUCUGGUUUUAUCACUUUCUAAGUUUACAAUAGCAUAUUGGUUACAGUAGUCAUAUAGCACUGGUACAUUUGAGUAAAUACAGCGAUUGGUAUUGUAAGAGCACAAGGAAUUUGUAACUUUUUACAUAAUAUUCACAUUCAUGUUCCCUCUCUCUCUCUCUCUCUCCUCCAUGACAGAUGGAUGCUGGAUUAUCUCUGUGAUUUUAGGCAAAGAUUAGUGAGAAGAGCAGAUGCACUCAGUAGGAGAGAGAGAGAGAGAGAGAGAAAUGGGGCAGGAUGCAGGGGAUUGGCUAUAGCCUAGGUUAUGGCAGGGAGGUGAGGGGAAGAGACGUGUGUGUGUGUGUGUGUGUGUGUGUGUG